Necator americanus (New World hookworm) is the source of this 1746-nucleotide messenger RNA. RefSeq lists its product as uncharacterized. Bases 1 to 1746 code for a protein of 581 amino acids. NCBI's taxonomy places the organism in Eukaryota, Metazoa, Nematoda, Chromadorea, Rhabditida, Ancylostomatidae. Gene Ontology annotation, molecular function: ATP binding; MAP kinase activity. Gene Ontology annotation, cellular component: nucleus; cytoplasm. The transcript is spliced from 14 exons. Gene Ontology annotation, biological process: protein phosphorylation; intracellular signal transduction. The record is from RefSeq and is a predicted model, not a curated record.
AUGCUAGAGCAAAAUCGUAUGGACGUACGCUUCCAUUUGGAAGGAACGCCAUAUGUCGCCGACGACACGAUAGGCACCGGCGCUUACGGGGUCGUUUGUAAGGCGAAGCAUUUGCCUUCACAACGAGCCGUGGCUAUCAAGAAAAUUCCCCGCGCUUUUGCAGCGCAUACGCUUGCGAAACGAUCGUUACGUGAAGUACGUAUCUUACGCGAAUUACGACAUGAGAAUAUCAUUGCUGUACUGGAUAUGUUCACCGCCGAAGGGACACAUGGUCGUGACAUCUACAUGGUGAUGGACCUCAUGGAAACCGAUCUGCAUCAGAUCAUUCAUAGCAGGCAGACUUUAGUGGAACAACACUUCCAAUAUUUCCUCUAUCAACUUGUUAGAGGGCUCAAGUACUUACACUCAGUGGGUAUAGUACAUCGUGACCUGAAGCCAUCAAAUUUACUUGUGAAUGGCGAUUGUCUGCUGCGUAUUGCCGACUUCGGAAUGGCCAGAUCCACGGACCAAACGCAUCAAAAAAACGACAAAUUCCUUACGCAGUAUGUAGCUACGCGCUGGUAUCGUGCACCCGAGCUUCUCUUCUCAAUGAUUGAUUACGACACCAAAGUAGAUAUGUGGUCAGCCGGUUGCAUAUUUGCUGAAAUGAUUAUGCGCAGGCAGAUAUUCCCUGGAAAGGAUGGCGUUUCACAAGUUAAAAUGAUCGUUUAUUAUUUGGGUACUCCUGAAGAACGGGUUAUGCAACAAAUCACCUCCGACAUAGUACUCGGAUGGAUCGAGAGCUGUGGAAAGAAAGAGCCACUUCCAUGGCAAGCAAUUUUACCGAAGGCUACUCCAGAAGCACUUGAGGUUAUUGAUAGGCUUCUUCAAAUCUCCCCAUGGAAACGAUCUACCGCUGAAGAGGUGCUUGAGUUACCGUACCUCUCCGCGUACCAUGACCCGGCCUUUGAACCCACUUGUCCUAUUAGAGCACGAUUUGAUGCUGAUGCAAUUGAAGAAUUGCCAGUUGGGAAACUUAUCGAACAUCUUGCCAACGAGGCCAAUAUUUUUGACGCCAUUCGUGGGCCAUAUGCCACAAGGACAACACCACCGUCUCCCCUACCAGACGACAUCUGUCAACCAUCUACGAGCCACACCACGGAUCCAAGUGAUGAGAUCACUCCGCAUAGUUCACAGUCCUCGGCGUUUACACAGAUCCGUGGAAGUUCGGGAUCAGAAGACGCGUCAACGUCAACUACACCAAGAAUACGAGAUUCAGGAGAAUCCGAAGAAACCGUGCUUGAUAUGGAUACGAAUCGGUUAUCUCAAAUUGAGGAUUCAGUUGACAACACUCCAGACGGUAGCACAUCGAGUAUUGUUAACCCAGAAUUCAAACAGUACCUCCGUGACGGUACUGAUUGGCCAUUGGAUGAGGCUAGCACCAGUUCAGCACCGCCAACUCUUAAUCGAGAAAAAGAAACUCUAAAUCCCAAGCAAUCCCUUCGCAAUGCCCUAGAACGCAAAGUGCUCCUGAAAGAAGCGAGGAAUCGCGACGGAAGAGAUGCCCGACGAGUUCUUAGAACUAAAGAUCGAGGCAGACUAAUGAGUGACAUACCCGGCGAAGAAAAGCAGAACACAGAACAAUGGCUAUGUUUGAAACAUUGCGGAAAGUUGCGAGUGCGACCGUUAGCGCGUCGAGACAGCCGUGAUGGAUAUCGGAUACGUCGGCGGCAUCCGAGUGGAUGUACGCGGAAAUCCACAGAUUAA